AAACAUUGAGUUGACCAAAGCUAAGGACAAGCCAACAUGGGUAGUGGGAGCAGUAGCACCAGUGUCGUACAGGCCGGGACGUUACCUGCCAACUCUACUUUCACCAUGCCCCACUCAAAAGCUCAGGAUAUGGGCACUGCCUUCAUUCAGACCCAGCAGCUCAAUGCUGCCAUGGCCGACACGUUCCUGGAGCACAUGUGCCUGUUGGACAUUGACUCUGAACCCACCACUGCCCGCAACACUGGCAUCAUCUGCACCAUCGGGCCAGCCUCCCGAGCGGUUGACACGCUGAAGGAGAUGAUCAAGUCUGGAAUGAACAUCGCUCGCUUGAACUUCUCCCACGGUUCACAUGAGUACCAUGGUGAGACCAUAAAGAAUGUCCGUGAGGCAUGUGAGAGCUUUGAGCCGGGCAGCAUUCACUACCGUCCUAUUGGCAUCGCUCUGGACACCAAGGGCCCAGAAAUUAGAACCGGACUCAUCAAGGGGAGUGGCACUGCUGAGGUGGAGCUGAAGAAGGGCAACAAGAUCAAGUUGACCCUGGAUGAUUCUUACAUGGAGAACUGUGAUGAGGACGUCCUGUGGCUGGACUAUAAGAACAUUACUAAAGUGGUGGAGGUGGGCAGCAAGGUCUAUAUUGAUGAUGGACUCAUCUCUCUCCAAGUCCAAGAAAUUGGCUCUGACUACCUGCUGUGUGAGAUUGAGAAUGGGGGUUCUCUGGGCAGCAAGAAGGGUGUAAAUUUGCCUGGAGCAGCUGUGGAUCUGCCCGCUGUGUCUGAGAAGGACAUCAAGGAUCUGCAGUUUGGAGUAGACAUGGGAGUGGACAUGGUCUUUGCUUCAUUCAUCCGCAAAGCAGAUGACGUUCAUGAGGUCAGGAAGGUGCUGGGAGAAAAGGGCAAGAAUAUCAAAAUCAUCAGCAAGCUGGAGAAUCAUGAGGGAGUCCGUAGGUUUGAUGAGAUCUUGGAGGCCAGUGAUGGCAUCAUGGUUGCCCGUGGAGACCUGGGUAUCGAGAUCCCCACAGAGAAGGUCUUCCUCGCUCAGAAGAUGAUGAUUGGACGCUGCAAUAGAGCUGGCAAGCCAGUCACGUGUGCAACACAGAUGUUGGAGAGCAUGAUUAAGAAGCCGCGGCCCACACGUGCAGAAGGCAGCGACGUAGCUAAUGCAGUUUUGGAUGGGGCUGACUGCAUCAUGCUAAGUGGAGAGACAGCAAAGGGUGACUACCCUCUAGAGGCAGUGCGCACACAGCACAUGAUUGCCAGAGAGGCAGAGGCAGCCAUGUUCCAUCGACAGCUGUUUGAGGGGCUGAGGCGUGCUUCUAAGCUAACCCACGACCCAUCUGAGGCUGUGGCAAUCGGCGCCGUUGAGGCCUCCUUCAAGUGCUGUGCCAGCGCUCUAAUCAUUCUCACCAAGACGGGAAGGUCUGCACACUUGCUCUCUCGGUACCGCCCCCGUGCACCUAUCAUUGCGGUGACCCGUAAUGGACAGACAGCCCGCCAGGCCCACCUGUACCGUGGCAUUUUCCCUGUGUUCUACAACAAACCUGCUCAUGAUGUGUGGGCAGAGGAUGUUGACCUCCGAGUCAACUUUGCCAUGGAAGUUGGCAAGGCCCGAGGCUUCUUCAAGAGUGGUGACGUAGUGAUCGUGCUGACCGGCUGGCGUCCAGGCUCUGGGUUCACCAACACCAUGCGCGUGGUUCCAGUGCCCUAGACAUCCUGGGCAUGCCAUUCCACUCCUUAAUCCAUCCACCUAUCCUUCCCUAUGUCCUUCUAUUUCUCUUUCCCCAUGCAGGCAGGUCGAGCAGACUGACACUCCAGCAUCAGUUAGGUUUCUACUGCAAAAGGGCCAGUUUUGGCGACAGUUUCUUUCAACACAAAAGUUCUCAUUUUGGGUUAAUUGUACUUGUUUAGUUGCAUUGUCCUUUUUUUUUUUUUUUUCUGGCACGUUAAGUCUUUUAUUAAUGUUUUGCUCACAAAUGGCCAUGUACAUCACUCCUUACGCAAGUCAGGCAGUAGAGCUUCGAGUCUGGGCUGUCUUUCUGCAUAUCUGGUUUAGUAUGCAGGGUAAGGGAGCUGUACGACAGAGCUACUGUCCUUGUCCUGCAAUCGAUAUUGUCCUCCUAGAACACUCCAGUGGCCAUAGAACAAACAGUGGCUCCUCUUACACCUCUUGCUCCUUCAGUUUCCUUCACCAUGACUGAAUACAGAGGGACCCAUUUGUAACCUUAGCUGUGUCUCUGUGUGCUUUUAUUACUGUGUGCUCUUUCUGCACUGUGCUAGUGUUUUGCACUCCUACUGUAGAAAAUGUUACAUCCUGUAUUAUACUUGACUUUUUAGUUGUGAAAUGUUAAGAUUUGGGGGCAACCAAUGCCACAGUAUAUAACACAUAUAUUUUUCCUAACCUAAGAGAAUAUAAAUGUUGGAUGCCCAUGUUAGCUCUAUUCUGCUAAUUUGUGUUUUGAGAGUAGUUGAAAGCCCUUUGAAGUUUUAUUUAGCAUUUGGGUCAGUUUUUGAUGGCAAUAAAGAGAUGACCAUCACAGAGUUGGUCAAAGAAAGAACUGCUUAUGUCUGAAAGAAUGGAGAGAGAUGAAUGAUGUAUGGUCCACCAAAUUCCUCCUUCCUUUUUCUCUCUCUCUCCUUCUGUUCCUGUCCUCUUGUGCUCAGUUUCGCUUGUCUGUCAGCUCCAGUGUAAGUCGAGUGUGUGUGUGUGUGUGUGUGUGUAGCCUUAUAUCCACCUGCUACUCUGAUUGUGACGCUAGGGUUUAAAGAUGCUGAGAAAGUGUAUCAAACUUGUUGUAUUGUUCAAGACCAGAUCAGUCUAUUAAAGAGAAGAGCACUUAUCACA
Pygocentrus nattereri (red-bellied piranha) is the source of this 2838-nucleotide messenger RNA. It is a transcript of the gene pkma, whose product is annotated as pyruvate kinase M1/2a. Gene Ontology annotation, cellular component: cytoplasm. Lineage: Eukaryota; Metazoa; Chordata; Actinopteri; Characiformes; Serrasalmidae. The transcript has 11 exons. The record is from RefSeq and is a predicted model, not a curated record. The coding region runs from base 37 to 1704 and encodes 555 amino acids. Gene Ontology annotation, biological process: glycolytic process. Gene Ontology annotation, molecular function: magnesium ion binding; pyruvate kinase activity; potassium ion binding.